Molecule: messenger RNA, 729 nt
Organism: Pseudocercospora fijiensis CIRAD86
Lineage: Eukaryota; Fungi; Ascomycota; Dothideomycetes; Mycosphaerellales; Mycosphaerellaceae
Exons: 2
Coding region: 1-729 (242 amino acids)
Source: RefSeq, a predicted model, not a curated record
AUGCCACCAAUUCCAGUCCACAUCGAUGAUCCCAUCACGCCUUCGAAACCGCAUGAUGAACCAUCGCUCGCGAACACCGGUACCUCAACGACUGCUUACCCUCCGGCGCAACCUGGAGCGGCCGCGGCCGCUCCAGCUCCAACUACAUACAUACCAAAUGCUCAACCCAAUCCUACUCCGACGAGAACUGCGAUGAGGGCGGGAAAUAGUCCACCUCCGCCUGCGCCGGGAGCAGUACCAGUGCCUCCCGGCCACAACGCGACAGUGACAGCUCCUUCAACUCUUCCACCUCCACCCAAAGCUGGAGAGACAGCUGCACUCAAGCAGUCGCAUAUCACGCAACCGCCGCCGCAAAUGAUUAUACCACCUCCACAAUCUAACUACGCUCCAGUCCACGGCACGACGCCGACAACCCAAACACAAGCAAGAGAUGGACCAACGACUAUAAACUUUGGAGCUGCACCUGCACCACAAACCAGUGCUGGCAGUCAUCCACCAGGAUAUCAUCAGGAUACCAAUGCACAGGAGCUUAGCUCCGCUGCGAGGGCAAGCCUAGAUCAACAUGAACGGCGGGAAAGCUUUGCAAAUAACUUGGGAUUUGGAGGAGGAGAUAGCGCGAAUGAUACUGCCGCGAACGUUUGGAACACUGUCAAAGGCUGGGCAAAUACAGCUGGCAACAGCUUAGCGGAGGCAGAGAAGCAGGUUUGGGAGCGAAUCAACAAGAAAUGA